GUUUAUCUGUGCUUGUUAAGCAGUAAGGUCAUCAUUUUAUCGGCUGAAGUAUUCAUUACGAUACAUUAGCUUAUUUGUGAUCGUGAUUCAGCAAAACGAUAAGUACAUCUCAUAACUAUACGAGAAUUCUUACGGUGCAAUAUUUUACGAGCACUUGUCGUUCCGUGUAGUCGAGAAAUUUUCGAAGAUGACUAAAGCAGUGUGCGUUCUUCAGGGUGAAGUCAAAGGAACUAUUUUUUUUGAACAACCGGAGAGUACCAAUUCCGUGAAGGUCACCGGUCAAGUAACCGGUUUAAAAAAAGGAUUGCAUGGUUUUCAUGUUCAUGAAUUUGGCGAUAAUACCAAUGGUUGUACAAGUGCUGGUGCACAUUUCAACCCAUUAGGAAAGGAUCAUGGUGGACCUGAUUCAGAUAUACGUCAUGUUGGAGAUUUGGGAAAUAUUGAAGCAGAUGCAAGUGGUGUUGCUAAUGUUAAUAUAACAGAUAAAACUAUUCAACUUCAAGGACCACAUAGUGUUAUUGGCAGAACACUUGUAGUUCAUGCUGAUCCAGAUGAUCUUGGUAAAGGUGGUGUUGAAUUAUCAAAAACUACAGGAAAUGCUGGUGCUCGUCUUGCUUGUGGUGUUAUUGGAAUUACAAAAGUCUAAAAAAUAUAUUCUUCUGAUAUAAAAUUAUUAUUAUUAUUAGAAAUUAUAAAAUAUUAUAAUUAUCUCAAUUUAAAUAUGAGUAUAUCAUUCCUAAUUUCUUGUAAUUUAAAUGUUUUAGAUAUGUAAUCUGCUUUCAAUAAAGUAAAUAUUCUAAUAUA
This is a messenger RNA of Apis mellifera (honey bee), 804 nucleotides long. RefSeq names its product superoxide dismutase 1 (gene Sod1). The record is from RefSeq and is marked validated. NCBI's taxonomy places the organism in Eukaryota, Metazoa, Arthropoda, Insecta, Hymenoptera, Apidae. Gene Ontology annotation, molecular function: superoxide dismutase activity; copper ion binding. Gene Ontology annotation, biological process: removal of superoxide radicals.